Didymodactylos carnosus is the source of this 501-nucleotide messenger RNA. The record is from the annotation of a GenBank genome assembly. Lineage: Eukaryota; Metazoa; Rotifera; Eurotatoria; Philodinida; Philodinidae.
CCCAUACAAAAACCGCUACAUUACAUAUUUUAUUUUCGUCUUUUAGGAAACAAACACCGCAAUUUUAAAAAUCUACCUAAAACAUGUGCCAAACGUCGUCAAGCAUGGGAAUGUUCAAAAGACUACAACAGUGAUGGGUCAUUAUCGUCUUGUGUUUUGAAAAAUGUAACAAUUCUUCAAUAUGUGAAACCUAUCUCAGGCGAUACAAUAUCCGACGCUGCACAAUUUGAUCUGCCAAUGUCUCCUACACACACAGCUAAAAUUGUCAAGAUCAACGGUCAUAGUGGUCUCUCUGGAAGAUUUAGUCCACAACUGAUAGACAUCUGGAGCAAAUCAUUUGCUUUUCGAUCAUUAUUGGCUUCAAUAGUAAGUGAGUUAGCUGGCUAUGAAACAAGUAGUAACAGUAUUGAUUCGCAUGUCGAAUGCAGCCCGACGAGAGCACAAUCAGAUGAAGAAGAUUUGUCUCUAAUCUUAUCAAAAUUAAAAUAUGAAAAAUUAUAA